CUGUCCCGUGGCCUCGGCACCUGGCGGUCACUGCGGCUGUCCCGUGGCCUCGGCACCUGGCGGUCACUGCGGCUGUCCCGUGGCCUCGGCACCUGGCGGUCACUGCGGCUGUCCCGUGGCCUCGGCACCUGGCGGUCACUGCGGCUGUCCCGUGGCCUCGGCACCUGGCGGUCACUGCGGCUGUCCCGUGGCCUCGGCACCUGGCGGUCACUGCGGCUGUCCCGUGGCCUCGGCACCUGGCGGUCACUGCGGCUGUCCCGUGGCCUCGGCACCUGGCGGUCACUGCGGCUGUCCCGUGGCCUCGGCACCUGGCGGUCACUGCGGCUGUCCCGUGGCCUCGGCACCUGGCAGUCACUGCGUCCCAGAGCCAGCGCCCCUGACCAUCGGGGCCAGGGAAGGCCAUGGUGUUCCUGCUGCAGGUUUUGUUCCUGGGGCUGAGUACCUUCGCACCCGCCUCCUGCGCCCAGUUCCAGCUGCACGUGCCCUCGGGCCGCGACAGGGUCCUCGCGGUGGAGGGAGACGAGGUGGUGCUGCCGGCCUGGUACACCUUCCAGGGGGAGGCGGCCUCGGCCCAGCCCUGGGAGACGCUCACCCUGAUGUGGUUCCUGGAGCAGGAAGGGCAGGAUCUGAAGCAGGUGUUGGCGCACAUCAAUAAGGUCACAACAAGCCAAGAUGGAGUAUCCCUGGUCUACCCCAUGCCCUCCCGGAAUGUGUCCCUGCGGCUGCGGGGCCUCCGGGAGAAAGACUCCGGGUCCUACCGCUGCUCUGUGAACGUGCAAGACAAGCAAGGCACAAGCAGGGGCCACGACAGCAAAACUUUAAAACUUGACGUGUGGGAUGCCAUAUCUGGCCUUUUAAGCCUCCGAAACCUUUCCAGUUCUAUGUCUGGAGUCUAUAUCUGCAAGGCCUCCAACAGGGUGGGCAGCGCCAGCUGCAACGUGACCCUGGAAGUGAGCACAGGGCCUGGGGCUGCAGUGGUUGCUGGAGCUGUAGUGGGCACCCUGGUUGGAUUGGGGCUGCUAGCUGGACUGGUCCUCUUGUACCAACGCCAGGGCAAAGUCCCAGAGGAGGUGGCCAAUGAUAUCAAGGAAGAUGCCACGGCUCCUCGGACCCUGCCCUGGCCGAAGGGCUCAGACACCAUCUCCAAGAAUGGGACCCUUUCCUCUGUCACCUCGUCACCGGCCCUCAGACCGCCCCACGGCUCUUCCAGGCUGGGUGCAUCGACCCCCACACGCAGUCAUGGUUGGGUCUCACCCUCUGCCCUGAGUCGCAAGGGUGCUGUCCCCGUGAUGGUGCCCGCCCAGAAUCAGGCUGGGUCUCUGGUGUGAGGGCCCAGCAACUUGUGGGCAGAGCCAUCUGGUGUCUCUCCUUCCUACAGUAAUUACUAUGGGGGUUACCCCAGCAUAAAGGCCUGAGUCUGGGGGGGUUGGCCCCCUCUAGAUCUCCAGUCCUUUGCACCCAUCCUUCUUUACUAUGGGAAAACUGGGUCUUAGUUAAGACUCAAACUUCCAGGAGGUAGAAGAAGAAGAGGAAAUGGACCUGGGGUUGGGAAGAGCCUGAACGCCCUCCUGGGGCCACCCUAAUACAGCAGAGGAAUGCUGCUGAGAUUGGCUACCUCCGACCCCCGAGCCCUGGUGGAGACUGCCAGUCAAUACGUCCUUCCGGCCCCCUUGACCUCUAUCCCACCCCCAUCUAACACCACCCUUCACUCCCACUCCAGCUCCCUGCAUGAAUAUACCCUGUCCUGCUGGCUUGGUUGGGUUUUGUUGGGGCAGGGGACAGGGAAGAUAUUUGUUAAACUAACUUGAAAUGCGUGUUUUCAGAUGCGUGUUUUUAUUUUUAUUUUACAAACUUCAAUAAAGAUAUAUUGUGUUUGUAUGGAAA
Messenger RNA from Myotis davidii, 1884 nucleotides. RefSeq names its product endothelial cell adhesion molecule (gene ESAM). Gene Ontology annotation, cellular component: adherens junction; plasma membrane. Gene Ontology annotation, molecular function: cell-cell adhesion mediator activity. The record is from RefSeq and is a predicted model, not a curated record. The transcript is spliced from 6 exons. The coding region runs from base 402 to 1328 and encodes 308 amino acids. Lineage: Eukaryota; Metazoa; Chordata; Mammalia; Chiroptera; Vespertilionidae. Gene Ontology annotation, biological process: homophilic cell-cell adhesion.